This is a messenger RNA of Pyrus x bretschneideri (Chinese white pear), 2459 nucleotides long. RefSeq names its product trihelix transcription factor DF1. The record is from RefSeq and is a predicted model, not a curated record. NCBI's taxonomy places the organism in Eukaryota, Viridiplantae, Streptophyta, Magnoliopsida, Rosales, Rosaceae. The coding region runs from base 51 to 2039 and encodes 662 amino acids. The transcript is spliced from 2 exons.
UAGAGGUGAGUAAUAAGAGAAGAAAAAGGGGAAGUAGACCAGCUGGUCCUAUGCUGGGGGAAUCUACUAGUGUCUUAGGGAGCUCCAUCGGCCGCGAUGCUGCGGCUGCAGCUGUGGCAGCUCCCGAAGGUGGUGGCGGCAGCGGCGAUGGCUCGAAUAAUAAUUCAGGUGAAGAAACGUUCAGAGGUGGUCAAGAGGAAUUGUUAGGAGGUGGCGAGAGGAGCUUCGGUGGCAAUCGGUGGCCGCGCCAAGAGACUUUAGCUCUCUUGCGUAUACGGUCUGAAAUGGACGUGGCGUUUCGUGAUGCAAGUGUUAAAGGUCCUUUAUGGGAAGAGGUUUCCAGCAAGCUAGCAGCGCUUGGCUAUCAUCGAAGCGCCAAGAAAUGCAAGGAGAAGUUUGAGAACGUCUACAAGUACCACAGGAGAACCAAAGAAGGCCGCACCGGCAAGUCCGAAGGCAAGACUUAUCGGUUUUUCGAUCAGUUAAACGCCCUCGAAAAUCAACCUCCGACUCCGGGCAAUACUACUACUCAUCAUCAACCUAAGCCUCAUCAGUCUACAACGGUGGCAGCUGCGGCAACAAUGACAACAAUGGCAAUGGCUAACCCUCCCCCAACCAUUUCUCAUCUCAAUAGUAGUACUACUGUUCCAUCGUCAGCUGCCCCGCACCCUACAAUUCCUACUGUGUCCUCUCAAGGCAUUGCAACACCAACACUUAAUAACCUCACACUCCCCAGUUCAUUCCCACCAACAAACCCAAUAGUUCUUCCACCACCGCCACAACCUCCGCCGCCUCAACCAACAACAACAAACCCUACAAGCAAUCUCAGUUAUCAUCAUCAGCAGCAGCACACUGCAUUUCCAACCAUACCCACUGACCUCCUUUCCAAUUCCGCCUCUUCCUCCACCUCGUCUGACGAGGAGUUGGAAGGGCGGGCGAAGAAGAAGAGGAAAUGGAAGGACUUCUUCGAGAGACUAAUGAAGGAUGUGAUACAGAAGCAAGAGGAUCUUCAGAAGAGAUUCUUGGAGACCAUCGAGAAACGUGAACAAGAAAGAAUUGUAAGAGAAGAAGCGUGGAGAAUGCAAGAGAUUGCAAGAAUCAAUAGAGAGCACGAGAUUUUAGCUCAAGAACGAUCAAUCAAGGCAGCCAAAGAUGCCGCGGUCAUGUCAUUCUUGCAAAAGGUAUCCGAGCAGCACCAAAACCAAAAUCAAAACCAAAACCAAAGCACGCCGAACCAGUCACAGCAACUACCGUUACAACCAGCUCCACUUCCUCUUCCACUGCGGCAGCCUGCCCCACCACCACAAGCACAACCACAACAGAAGGUGACGACCUUUGACAUUGUUCCGAAAUCAAACAACAAUGGGGAGAACGAUAAUUUGAUGAUGCCACCGAGCUCAUCAAGAUGGCCGAAAGUGGAGGUACAGGCGUUGAUCAAGCUGAGAACCAGCCUUGAUUCUAAGUACCAAGAGAAUGGACCGAAAGGGCCGCUUUGGGAGGAAAUCUCGGGAGGAAUGAGGAAGCUCGGAUACAAUCGGAACGCAAAAAGGUGCAAGGAGAAGUGGGAGAACAUUAACAAGUACUUCAAGAAAGUGAAGGAAAGCAACAAGAGAAGGCCUGAGGAUUCGAAGACAUGUCCCUACUUUCACCUGCUAGAUAGUUUGUAUAGAGAGAGGAACAAUUUUGAUCAGAACAAUGUCAAUAGUACUAGUACUACUAAUUCUUCGAGCCAAUUCAAGCCCGAAAAUUCGGUACCUCUGAUGGUGAGGCCGGAGCAACAAUGGCCACCUGAGCCACCGCCGCACCAGCAGCAAGAUCAUCAGGGACUGAUGACGGGUACUGAUCAUCAUCAGAAUCAAGGGGAGGAUCAUCAUGAUCAGCAAGAUAAAGAGAACAAUAUCGGUGAUGAUGAUGAUGAUGAGGAGGAUGAAGAGGAGGAGGAUGAGGAGGAGGAGGAUGAUGAUGAUGAUGAAGGAGAUGGGAACUAUGAGAUAGUGGCAAACAAACCAGCUUCAGUGGGUGCAGCAACAGCUGAAUGACUGAGUCAUGACUUAGAAAAUGGGCAACAUAACAUGGAUUCAAAGAACGUGGGUCAGAUUUUGCAGGGCUUUCGGACGGGUGAGUGGGUCAAAUACAAUGUGGCGGGUCCUGAAUUUUGGGAAGAAAUUUAAAAGAGAGGCAAAUGGUGAAGGUGAGUGGUGACUGGUAAGAGGAGAGUUACAGUCAGGUAUCAAGUUAUAAUAUGUUUAUUUAUAAUUUAUUUAUUUAUUUUUUUCUCUCUAAAUAAUAAGGUCACGAGGAAGAGAUAAAGAGGGUUUAUCAACUUCGAGUUCCACGAUAAAUAAUAGACAGUUUUCAACUAGUGUUGUAAUUUUCAUUUUGGUUUUCUUUUUCAUGGGGUUGGUGGUGUAAAUUGUGAGUAAAUGGUUAUAAAUUAGUCCUUGAUCUUUCUGGAUGCA